AUGAACGCCACUCAAGCCGUCAUCGAUUGGAUAAGCGCACAUCCGUAUCAAACAGCCUUUCAUGUGGUGAACGGCGUCAUCAUCUGUACGCCUGCAGCAGCGACCGUUCCAUUCCUGAGUGCACUUGGCUUCGGAGCUACAGGUCCAAUAUCAGGCUCGGCUGCGGCCUCUGUCAUGUCAUACUUCUCCAUUGUGCCUGCUGGAGGUGUCUUCGCCACAGCUCAGAGUGCGGCAAUGGGCGGCUACGGGGCGGGCCUUGCUGCGGGCGCAGCGCAGGUGGGAGCAGCGCUCACUUCUGCCACGGCGUGGUUGCUGGGAAGAAACGCUACAGCCGGAUGA
Boeremia exigua is the source of this 339-nucleotide messenger RNA. RefSeq lists its product as uncharacterized. NCBI's taxonomy places the organism in Eukaryota, Fungi, Ascomycota, Dothideomycetes, Pleosporales, Didymellaceae. The record is from RefSeq and is a predicted model, not a curated record. The transcript has 2 exons. Bases 1 to 339 code for a protein of 112 amino acids. Gene Ontology annotation, cellular component: membrane.